This is a messenger RNA of Aspergillus udagawae, 2001 nucleotides long. RefSeq names its product RMD1 family protein. The record is from RefSeq and is a predicted model, not a curated record. Lineage: Eukaryota; Fungi; Ascomycota; Eurotiomycetes; Eurotiales; Aspergillaceae. The coding region runs from base 1 to 2001 and encodes 666 amino acids. The transcript has 4 exons.
AUGUCUCCUGCCAGUGGACGAGUGCCCGGCCAGAGAAGCCCCCACGUGCUGGUCACGGACUCGCGCGAGCAACAACCUCAAGCUGUUCGUCGUGGCGCCGGCACACGCUUUAUAACCGUCGAUAAUGUCCUUCAAUACGCUUCCGACGUACCCUCCAUGCAACAACGUCUUCCGCCCCCGACCACAACACAACCACGGCCACGCUCUCGUCUAGCGUCUGCAGCUGGCGGGUUGAUCGGUGCAGGAAGUAGUGCAGGUGGCUCUGGUCCUAUUGGAAGUGGAAGUCGGCUGGCCAACACCGCAGCAACGAUGGGACGACUUGCCGCGCAACCACGUUUACCUCCGCGUACGACAAAAGUCAGCGAGAAGCUCGUGCUCCUGCCGGAAGCAGAGGGAGUGGAGGGGGAACUGAACGAGGAGGAGGAAGACGAGGUGGACGAGGAGUUCGUCCAGAGACUGGCCAAGGAGAGGAAUCUAGAUCCCGAUUCUUUGCGACAGAGACUCUUGACACAGAAGAGGCUUGGGGGUGAUUUCGGCGUCGACAAUGACAUUGCUCCUUUGCUGGCCGAAGAGGAGCUGCUGCGCCGACGCAAAGUUGCGCCCGAAAAGGCCAAAAGCUACGCAGAGCGGCUACCCAAGGCCCGUCGUGCUGAGAAGUUGGCGCGUGUUACUGCUUAUUGCACGGCGCAGGCUUACAAGAUGAGUUCCUUGGCGGCUUUUGUCAAGGACAAGCAUGGAGGACGGACUAAGCUAUACGAUGAUUGUCUGUAUACGGCGUACCAUUUACCGCUGUUACCUGGUCUUGAGGGCUAUCGGGUGCGAAGCAGUCCGAUGGUGAAGAAACCCGGAGGCAAAUCCCUUUUGGAUGAAGAAAUCGAGAGGAACGAGCUUCGCGACCAUCAUGACGACUAUGUGAUGGAUGCAGAGGAGCAUUCCGUCGGCGGCCACCAUCAAAGACACGGUUCAUUGCGGGAUGUUAGCGACUCAUUGGAGCUUGAUGGCACAUUGAUCCACAAGUUCGACGAGGACUUACACCACUCGGAGAGUGACACGGUGAGGGAUACCAGCAGAGUCUCAGUCCCUGGUCCUCGGCCAGCCCAGGCACCUCUUGCGUCAACAGGGCCCGCACGCCUACCGUACGAUGUCGCAGAGAUGUUUGUUUUCAGCUACGGCGUAGUGGUUUUCUGGAACCUGACAGAGAGACAAGAAAAGGAUCUCCUAGCCGAUCUGGCGUUUGCAAACUCCUCCGCGACAGGAUCCCGCAUACCCCUGGCAACCAUGCCCUUGGACGAAGAGGACUUUGAAACAGAAGAAUUUCACUUCGAAUACUCGACGGAGAUUUCACGGCCACGGGUAUUCAACGACAUGAUCACCCUGCGCAGCGGCGACCACAUGAUCAAACUAGCCAUCAGCCACGGCAUCGCACAAAGCACCAAGCUCUGCUUCUUUGAAGAAGUCAUGGCGCGCCAAAUGGCCGAGGCGAAGGACGUCCCGCGCAGACUCGCCAUGACGGGCAAGCUGGGCAUGAAGCGCGAAGAAGUCUUCCGUAUCUUGGGCAAGCUCUUCAAAAGCCGCGUGGAAGUCAAUCUCUCGUCCAACAUGCUCGACGUACCCAACUUCUUCUGGGAGAGCGAACCAACCCUCUACCCGCUCUACAACGCCGUCCGUGAAUACCUCGAGAUCAAACCCCGGAUCCAAGUCCUCAACGAACGAUGCCGAGUCUUCCUCGACCUCGCGGAGAUCCUCUCCGACUCGAUCGCCGAUAACAGAACAUCCCAUCAAACCUGGAUCAUCAUCGUCCUCAUCCUUAUCUCCAUCGUCGUUACAAUCUCCGAGGUCUUCCUCCGCUUUGGUCUGCUCUCGGCCCGCGAAAAGAACACCUCCUCCACUUCCUUUGGCGCCAUGCUUUUCUCUCGCGCUUCGAAUCCAGCAACCUGCUCGUGUCCUGCGCAGGGUGCGUUUGACAUGAAUGCAACUGGGGUUGGGACGCUUUAUUCCUAG